UUCCUCCAACAACCCACUUGCCUUGCUUCAGUCAAUCUCGACCUCCUAUCCCGCACUCUAUUUUAUACCCGUCAUCUUCAGCGAAACCAGCAUUUCCUACAUUCACACCUUCACCUCAACCAAACUCCAUUGUUAAAAACCUUGAAAUUCUCCAUCAAUGGCGGAACAGAACAACGAGAUAAUAUCAGUAGGAUACGCUUUACCUUCAAAGAAGGUAGAUAGUUUCAUCAAACCAAGCUUGGUAUCAUACGCCAAAACCCGAGGCAUCGAUUUCAUCCCCAUUGAUAUUGAUCAACCUCUACUCCAACAAGGCCCCUUCCACUGCGUAAUUCAUAAAGUCUAUGGCGACGAUUGGAAUCGCGAAUUGCUCGAUUUCAAGGCGCGAAACCCUAAUGUCCCUGUCAUCGAUUCCCCCGCCGCAAUCCAACGCCUUCACAACCGGAUUUCCAUGCUCGACGCUGUCAAAAACCUCAAACCGGCGUCGUCCGAUGCGGCGUUGACGCCAAGUGUUGGAACACCUAACCAGAUUCUACUCAGCGAAGAGGAUUAUGAUGAGAAGGUGGCGAAUUUGGGGGUGAAAUUUCCGCUGAUUGCGAAACCGUUGAUUGCCAAUGGAAGCCUCAAUUCUCAUCAAAUGUCGGUAGUUUUCAACAAUAAUGGGUUGAAGAAAGUGAGAGAGUUUGCUCCUAUCGUUCUACAGGAGUUCGUUAACCAUGGCGGCGUGUUGUUUAAAAUCUAUGUCGCUGGGGAAAAUGUCAGAUGUGUUCAAAGGAAGUCAUUGCCUGAUUUCAAUGAUUCUGAUCAUCCAUUCUUUCUGCAAUUUGAGGAGGAAGGUUUUAUGCCAUUUGCGCAGAUUUCAAACUUGGCCACUACUGAAAUGCAACAGGAGAUUGAUAACAUUGAGAUGCCUCCCCUGGAUUUUGUGAAUAAUUUGGCUAAAGGAUUACGAGAAGGGACUGAUAUUAAUCUGUUUAACUUCGACCUUAUUCGAGACAGUUCGGUAUCUGGUGGUAAUAGGUACCUCAUCAUUGAUAUCAAUUACUUCCCAGGUUUUGCCAAAUUGCCUGGGUUUGAGGAAAUGUUGACUGAUUUCUUCUUGGAUGUUGUUCACCGUAGUAGUUCCGCCGUUGAAAAAGCCUGAACUUGCGUUACAGUUCUACCUGUUUGAUGCUAUAAACAUUUGCUGCAUUCCAAUGUUUAGCAUGUAUCUUAUGGUGUGUUACUUACUGCCCUGUAGUUAAGUUGAAAUCAUAUAAAUGAAUGGAUAAUGCCUUUUUUCUUCUA
This is a messenger RNA of Spinacia oleracea (spinach), 1284 nucleotides long. Its product is annotated as inositol-tetrakisphosphate 1-kinase 1. The record is from RefSeq and is a predicted model, not a curated record. NCBI's taxonomy places the organism in Eukaryota, Viridiplantae, Streptophyta, Magnoliopsida, Caryophyllales, Amaranthaceae. The transcript has a single exon. Bases 158 to 1141 code for a protein of 327 amino acids. Gene Ontology annotation, cellular component: cytoplasm. Gene Ontology annotation, biological process: inositol trisphosphate metabolic process. Gene Ontology annotation, molecular function: inositol-1,3,4-trisphosphate 5-kinase activity; inositol-3,4,5,6-tetrakisphosphate 1-kinase activity; ATP binding.